AUGGAGAGAGCUCUAGAGCUGAGAAUGCAGGACAUCAGAAAUGAGGAGAAGCAGAUAGAAAAGCAGAAAGAGGAGUGCCGGGUAAUGUUGGAGGAGAUAAAAAUACAUGAAAGAGAGAGACACCAAAUAGAGAUAGAAAAUAGGGAGAUAAAAAGAGAGCGGGAGAGACUGGAAGAGUUGAUGGUGCGAGAGAGAUACAUUGUACAACAGGAAGAAGAACUCACUAAGGAAAGGGAAAUAAUCGCUUCCGAAAAGGAAGAGCUUGAGGAGAUGAUGUUGUGGAAAGAGCAGAUAAUGGAGAGGUUGAACAGUAUCGAGACAACGGAGAGAAUAGUCAUGAAACAGAAACACAAAAUAGCAAAGCAGAGUCAGUUGAUCGCUUUAGAGAUGCAGAAGCUCUCUGAGAGAGAGCAGGAAAUGAAGCAGUUGGAGGAGCUGCAGGAAACAUGGAGGAAAGAGGAAGCUAAAAAGAAAACCGAGCUGAAGAAAGAGCAAGAGAAAUUAUUGGAGGGACAGGCGGCUCUCAGAAUCGAGUGGAGGAAAUUUAAUGAAACAAAACGGCAGAAAUAUGAAGAAUGGAAGAUCAUCAAGGAGGAGAGAUGGGAACUUGACAAAGAGUGGCAUGCUUUGGAAGAGGAGAAAAAAAAGGCAAAGAAAAUUUUAAAAAAGAAAGAGCAAAGCAUUGAGGAAGAAGAGAAAAAGUUGGCACAGAAGAGACAGGAGAUAGAAGAUCAGAGAGCCUGGGCUAGAAAUAAAAAGAAGCUGAAUGAUAAAGACAAGAAAGAGAGGGAAGAAAGAAAGGGGAUAGAGGACGAGAUGGAGGAAGAAAAACAGCAAUUAAGUGAGGAGAGGGAGAGAGAGAGACUAGAAGAUGAAAGGAUGCAGAAAGAGAUGGAGAUUAAACAAGGCAGAAGAAGAAAGACAGAAGGAAGCAAAACGUUGGUGGACAAGAAGAAGUGGAGGUGGAAUCCAUAGGUUGAGGGAAUGAAAAAAAAAAAAGUCCAGUUUCAUUAGUAGAAAGGUUAAAUAGCCUGAUCCCUGUGAUGACUUUGAUACAGAGCUGGACAAGCUGCUGGAUUUACUGCGAUACUGAGCCUCCGUCACACCCUGAGUGCCAUCAACACCCAGUGGGUACUAUGCCACCUCAGAGUAACAAGUUUCAAACCUGUAGAUUUACUAAGUGCAGCAUCAAGAGUUGUCCUAUUGUUUGUGUCAGUUUUUUGAAAAAUGUGUGCAUGGAUGAUGCCCUGCAAUGGACUGAACUCCCAUUUGGGGUGAAUUUUCCUUACUUGCAUCCAGUGUUGCUGGGAUUGGUGGAGACAGUAUAAAAGAAAGCCAUGCAAACCUCCAAAGGAUUAAACCCAGAGACCCUGAAGUUGUGAACAGUGCUACCCACUCUCACACCCUAAAAAAUGCAAGUGCUUUACAAUACAAUAACAUACUGGUUUUAAAAAAUAUCUUAAAUUUCUGUUUCCUUAUUCAAGUAUCUGUUCAGUGAAACAUUAUUUGUUUACUAGAUCCCAUUCCAGCAGGACUUGUUUGUUUAAAACUGUUCAGCUUAAUCUUAAUUUUGUUAAAUGAAAAAUGACAUUUUAGUAGAAUCUCUAUACCACCAACUAUCAUUUAUCAAUCAAUCAUUUAUGCAAACAUUAAAGAUUAUUUUAAUUCAAUUCAAUUUUAUUUCUAUAGCGUUUUUUUACAAUGGACAUUGUCGCAAAAGCAGAUUUACAGGAAUAUAAAAAUUCAGAGUAAAAAUGACAACAUUUUAAAUGUAAUAUUUAAAUUUAUCCCUAAUGAGCAAGCCAGAGGUGAUGGUGGUGAAGAAAAACUCCCUGAGAUGAUACAAGUAAGAAACCUUGAGAGCAACCAGACUCAAAGGAAACCUAUCCUAAUCUGAGUGAUACCAGAGUGUGACUAUAAAUAAUUUCCCUCCUAACUAUACAGUCAAGAAAAAGUGUGUAACCAGGAGCUUUUGAGCAACUUAUGAGUACUUUUUUAAACUGUCAUUGUGUGAUUCAAAAUAAUCUCAUCAUGUCCAAGUCAAUCAUGUUCUUUAGACUUAUAGAUCUUAUAUAUAUAUAUAUAUCCAUCCUUUUUUUCCUGUAUAAAAGGUGCUUGUUGAGCUCCAGGAGCUCUGUGAGCUCCGAUAAAAAGUAAGACAAGCUCAUUUCUCAAAGUCUUCCUAGAUGAAGAUGUUAAAUAAGCAUGUCUGACAUUUCUGCUGGAGCUCAGUGGGACAAACUACACGAGCAUCAGCUACACAGCUGGAGACCUACAUUUCUGUUCUCAUUAAAAUGAACAUGCUCUUGUAGGGACGGAUGUUUAACCAGGGCUGUACAUGCUAUAGUUAUAAAUGAAUAGGAAUGGGAGAAUAGAGGAACAUUCAAAAAAUCCCUUCUGUUUCUCUUAGAGAAAAAAAAAAAAGUGAUUUAUAGGAUUAUAAUUUAGACUCAUAUUGUACUUCCUCCUGAAGUUUCCUCAUAUUGUCAUUAUGUGAUAGAUGGCUGAGAUGAAAUGAUCUCUGUACCAAGAGAAUGUAUUACUGCAGCUCUUUAACUUAUAUUCCAAUUGCCUAAUGCUUUUAUCCGAACAGAAAUCAUACAGUCCAAUCAGACAAAAAUUUGAUGUGCAAGAUAAGAAUUCUUAGCUUGUCUCAGAAAUGGAAAAUUAGAAUAAAAACAUAAGGCUUUUACCCAGAGGAAAUGCUGAAGGACAGGGGGAACUUCACACAUAGGGUAGAGACAAGAAUUGAACCCACAACCCCAGAGGUGCAAGUCAGAUGCAAGAACCACUCAUCAAUGUACCCUUUGCAAAUAUAUCAUACUGUUCCUUCAUCAAGAAGGAGUCAUUUUUGGCCAGAUGCUACUUGUGAGAUUUACUACAACAGCAGUUAACAACAAAAUGUUGCCUUCACUGCUUUCUAUCAGACAGCCCAGCCCUCUAUUACACUGUGUGAGAAUUUGAGAGCUGAGUGAAACAGGAAACUCCACAUGUUCAUAGUUAUUCAGUUCAGUAGGGGGAUCUCUUUGAUUUAUUGUUGUCCAAAAAAUGGUGUCAUUUUCACUUACAUAAAGAUGAUGCUGUGCUUGCUGCAGCCUGAUUGGAGGAUAGUUCUACAGAAUCACACUUUCUAAUGCUCAACCCUGCACCUGGAGUACGUCAUCCUACAGUUUUAUGUUUUUACAUUGCAGUU
Messenger RNA from Hemibagrus wyckioides, 3193 nucleotides. Its product is annotated as golgin subfamily A member 6-like protein 6. The record is from RefSeq and is a predicted model, not a curated record. Bases 1 to 975 code for a protein of 324 amino acids. NCBI's taxonomy places the organism in Eukaryota, Metazoa, Chordata, Actinopteri, Siluriformes, Bagridae. The transcript has a single exon.